Messenger RNA from Punica granatum (pomegranate), 1947 nucleotides. The record is from RefSeq and is a predicted model, not a curated record. NCBI's taxonomy places the organism in Eukaryota, Viridiplantae, Streptophyta, Magnoliopsida, Myrtales, Lythraceae.
ACCCAUUUAAUAAGGGGAACCGACCCAUUUUGAAACCCGCGAGGCGAUUAUCUGAGUGCCGAGGAAGAAAUUUUCGAAUCUUGCGAUUUCCCGCCCGGCAAAGUCACCGCCAUGGACGGAGGGGGAAGCUCCUUCCCCCAUCAAUCUCUACGACAAGAUUCUGCUGUUGGACCGAUUUGGGGAAUGGAGUCGGUGGUUGCCACUGUUAGUGGCUACCAUGGUACUGAACGGUUCAACCUAAUUAAGCUUAUUUCCCGUGCGGGAGCAAGCUAUGUUGGAGCAAUGUCGAGCUCGACAACACACUUGAUUUGUUGGAAUUUUGAAGGAAAGAAGUACGACCUUGCCAAAAAGUUCAGGACAAUCGUGGUCAACCAUCAAUGGAUAGAAGAUUGCAUAAGGCAGGGAACACGUGUUUCGGAGCUUCCAUUUAUGAUGAAAAGUGGGCAAGAAACUGGGCCUUUGGUAACGCAAGUCCCAAUAGAUACUGAAGCUGGUAUUAAGAAGCGCAAAGCGCUUUCUGAUCGAUCCAAUUUCAUCCCCAACUCCAUUAGCACUGGAGGGGUUUCUGGAGUUGCCAAAGUUUCGGAAGAGAGUUGGACUGAUUCCAUUUUGUUAAAACAGGAAAUUUUCACUUCUUUCUAUGAUCACAUGGAGCAACUGCGGUUUGCAAUUUUGCUUACGGUUUAUUCCUUAUGUCAGAAGCAGAAAGAGCCAAUUCAUUCUUCUAGGAGGUUGAAGGGAAAAAAGACCACCUCCUCUACACAUGAAGAAUUCGAUUUUCAUUCUUCUCUACAUUCGACAAGAAAAGAGAAUUAUCUUGGCCAUGAAGAUCGAAGCUCUCCUUUUCCUGAAUCUUCUCGCAGAGGAAGAAGAUUGGUGAAGAAGAAUAUCAUCAGAGAGACUCUGACAUUUGCAUCUUCAGAUUCCGAAGAGGACUGCCACAUCAUUGAACCUGGAAAUCUUGAGAAAACAGCAUCAUUGAGUGACUUGGCUGGGGUCGGUAAUCUUGAGAAACCAGCAACAGGGAUAACAGCAGAUACCACACCUUCCGGUCACCAGGAAAUAUCAGAUGUCGGUCUUGAAGGCACUGAUGAGGUUGAAAAUUGCAAUCAGGAGUCUGCAUCAAGGGAUGUUUCUGUGAAUAGUUCAUCUGCUACUGUGGGUAUAACUCCUGAAGAUGAGAGCCACCAUGUUCAGAAUUUAACAGCGGGAACCCAAGAUACAAAUCAGACCAACUGCGCUGCAAAACUACCUGCAACAACAGACUUAUCUUGUGUUAUAUGCUGGACUGAGUUCAGUUCGACCCGAGGGGUCUUGCCGUGUGGACAUCGGUUUUGUUUUACAUGCAUCCGAGAGUGGGCCAAUAAUAUGGCUUCAAGGAAAAGAAUAUCAACCUGCCCCCUGUGCAAAACCAGUUUUAUGAGCAUCACAAUAGUGGAGGAUGCAGCUUGUUCUGAUCAGAAGAUAUACUCCCAGACCAUCCCCCUUGCGCAAUCUGCUACGGAUAUCUAUGUCCUUGCUGAUCAACAGACAUCAACCUCCACAGUUCAGUUAUACAGAGAACCAGUUUGUGUUGAAUGUCAGUCUCGAGAACCAGCGGAUCUGCUAAUCAGUUGUGACGUGUGCAAGAAUCUGUGCAUCCACUCCUACUGCUUGGAUCCCCCUUUGGAACCAUGGACAUGUGUUCGCUGCAGAGAUUCCCGAAUAUCUCACUAUUGGCCCCGUUAAUACUUAUCUCCCGAUCUUAUUCUGAGCUGUGUCGCAUCAUGCUCUACAAAUAAAUACAUGACUGAUCUUUCUUAUAGACCAUUCAUCCUAGAUUAAGAUUUUAUGACCAUUUGGCAUAAAGCCUUCCGGCUAGCUCUCCUUGCACAUGAAGUUUGAAUAUUGCCUGCUAGCCGAAAAACCUCAUUAUUUGGUUGAAUGAGAGUGACAUAUAACCCCGAA